CGGCGGCCAGUCUGAUUGACAGUGCGCGCGCGGCGCCGGCGGUGUGUGUGUGUGAGAGCGGCGUGCGGCCGCCCAGACUGUGCUGCAGCGAGACGAGACGCGCGCGCGCGCCGCAAUGAUGCGGACCGCGGUGUGAUCGGAGCGAGCGAGAGCGUGCGGGCCGCCCGGCCGACAGACUGACGACGCGACCAUGGCCGGCACCCGCCCGGAGGAGUACGGCCUCUCCCACUUCGGUGGCAUGGACGGCAUGGCCGGCGGCAUGUACGACCCGCACGGCCAGCGGUCGCUGCACUCGCUCAGCAUGAGCCACUCGCCGGCGCACAUGACGCACGGCAUGCACGCGUACCAGGCGGCCGCCAACCACGUGUCGCCGCCUUCGCACCACGUGAUGGGCGCCGCCACAGCCGUGCCCGACGCUCAGAAGCGGGAUAAGGACGCCAUCUACGCGCACCCGCUGUUCCCUCUGCUGGCGCUCAUCUUCGAGAAGUGCGAGCUGGCCACAUGCACGCCGCGGGACCCGGGCGUGGCCGGCGGCGACGUCUGCAGCUCCGAGUCCUUCAACGAAGACAUCGGCGUCUUCAGCAAGCAGAUUCGAGCAGAAAAGCCAUACUACAGUCCAAACCCGGAGUUAGAUAGUCUAAUGGUGCAAGCGAUUCAAGUGUUGCGGUUUCAUCUGCUCGAAUUAGAAAAGGUUCACGAGUUGUGCGACAACUUCUGCCACCGCUACAUCAGCUGUUUGAAGGGCAAAAUGCCGAUAGACUUAGUGAUCGACGAGCGGGACAGUGGUGCGGCCAAGACGAGUGACCACGGCCACGGCGACACUAACAACAACAGUGGCAACUCGCGCGCGUCGGCCGAGGCCAGCCAGGAUGGCACCAGCACGCCAGACAUCAUGCGGACGUAAUCGAAUUCACGUCUCGUGCGUCUACAACGGGGAGACAACAAGCGCUGGAUAGACUGGAAGUCGGCGCCUCUACACUGCGCCUGCGUCGGCCGAGCCGGGCGCACAGACAGACAAACCGAGCGGGCGCGAGCGCGGGCGCGGGCGGGGCAGGCGCGGCGCGCGGGG
Pollicipes pollicipes is the source of this 1069-nucleotide messenger RNA. Its product is annotated as homeobox protein homothorax. The transcript is spliced from 7 exons. The coding region runs from base 191 to 904 and encodes 237 amino acids. The record is from RefSeq and is a predicted model, not a curated record. Lineage: Eukaryota; Metazoa; Arthropoda; Thecostraca; Pollicipedomorpha; Pollicipedidae.